CUGUCUCCAUUCUCUAAUCAACUUUCUCAUUCUCCAGCUGCAAGAGCUAGAAGCAAAGAAAACUAAAACUCCAAAACGCCACUGAAAGACUCAAUAAGAGUGGUAGUAGUACUAGGACCAUCUGAAGAGCACAGAGAAUUUGAAGGUAGAGAGAAGAAAGAAUGAAGAUGAAUGGUACAAGUAUGGGAUCGUCAUCAUCGAAAAGAAGAAGGUUAAGUAGAGGACUUGGAGGAGUUCUUAAAGAACAAAGAAGUAGACUUUACAUCAUAAGGAGAUGUGUUGUUAUGCUUUUAUGCUGGCAUGAUUAAUGAUCGUGGUCUUACCCGGAAAAUAUCGAUCGGCCGAUCAUCACCGGUAACCUUUGCGAUUUUAUUAAGAGGAUCAAAUUUCUCUUGUGAGUGUAAAUAUCAGGCGAAAAUUUGUACUUUGUUGCUCUCUUUUUGUUUUCUUCUUUGUGGUGAAGUUUUACUCGUUGUAAACGCUGUUUCUUUGACGCGUUACCGUUUAACAAAUAGGUAGAUUCAUAGGUAUAUGGGGGCUUUCUAGUUAACAACAUAAAUGAAUGAACUAAUUAAUGAAAUGAAAUAGUCGUUCUUGAUUGAAA
Molecule: messenger RNA, 604 nt
Organism: Papaver somniferum (opium poppy)
Lineage: Eukaryota; Viridiplantae; Streptophyta; Magnoliopsida; Ranunculales; Papaveraceae
Exons: 1
Coding region: 162-308 (48 amino acids)
Biological process (GO): negative regulation of cell population proliferation
Source: RefSeq, a predicted model, not a curated record